GUCGCCGAUGCCGAAUCAGCUCUCGGCCUCGGCGCAUAUAUGAUGUCCGCAAGUUAAGUGCCUCCAGGGUUGGAAAGGCGUGAUUUAGCUCCAGCUCUACAGUAGCCGGAAGAUAGUGACUCUUUGCAUUCUUCUAGGCCUUGGACAUCGGAUCAGCUAGGCUUGAGCGACAACGCGGACGACUCGUGGCACCGAUAGAAGGUAGCCAGUGGCAAUCCUGUAUCACGAUGUUCCACGAUGUUCCACAAUAUCCCGACUUUUCACGAAUUAAUCAUAUAUCUCAUGCUCGGUCGUAACAAUUAUCUGAUCACCGAAGCUCUCGGCCCAAAGCCCCACCAAAAGGGGCUCACUGGGCAGCGCGCCGUGCUUCAAUGCGAGCCAGGUCUCAAGGCACCGCCAGGCACGUCCGGACUACCCGGUUGACGCUGUAACAUUUAAAAGAACGAUCAUUGAUGGUCGAGGAUCCCCAUCUCUGGACGGCUUUUGCAACCAAGACCACCAUCGAAGCUGUUUCACCACCAGGUCUACUGUAUUCGAAUUGUCCUGCAACAAACAUGUCUGAUAACGAUGUCGAGAAGUCUGGGCAGCUGGAGCAACCAACUCCGGCUCCGCCACAAGAACCUCCCAAUCCCUCUACACUAGGUGAAGAAGAGGUUUCCCAUUCUCGAGCGAUGUCAGUCCCCAGCUUUCCGGAAGGAGGAACGAGAGCGUGGACGACUGUGCUAGGUUGCUGGGCAGUAAUGUUCUUCACCUUUGGCUACAUUAAUGCAUUUGGUGUUUAUGAGACGUAUUACAUCGCAACCACACACGAAACGCCGUCGACUAUAGCUUGGAUUGGUUCCUUUCAGUUUUUUGCCAUGUUUUCCGCGGGAGUUGUGUCUGGUCCUAUUUUAGACCGCUACGGUCCAGUCGUUGUGAUCUGGCCCGCAUCAGCCCUGUUCGUCACCUCUGUCAUGCUCACCAGCGUCUGCAAGAUGUACUACCAAUUCUUGCUGGCUCAAGGAGUCUUGGGAGGCAUAUCCUGUGGACUGGUUUACGCGCCAGCCAUCUCUAUCAUUGGUCACUACUUCCAUGCGAGGCGAGCGCUAGCCAUUGGAAUUGCAUCUUCAGGCUCCUCUCUGGGUGGCGUCAUCUUUCCGAUCAUGAUCAAUCGACUUCUCUUCUCAUCAUCCUUGGGCUUUGGCUGGACGGUGCGGAUCGUCGGUUUUCUUAUACUGGGACUCUGCUUGCUGGCAUGCUUAACCAUCAAGCCCAGAAUAGCUCCCAGAAAAGGUCCCCAUUUUCUGCCAGCAGCCUUCAAGAACCUAACAUACUCCCUUCAAGUGCUGGGGCUGUUUCUGGUGAUCUGGGGCAUACUUACGCCAAUAUUUUUCUUGCCAUCAUAUGCUCAGACGCAGGGGAUGAGCCGCAAUUUGGCAUGGUACACGAUAUCGAUCCUUAACGCUGGUUCACUCGUUGGUCGCCUAUCAGCUGGAUUUUUAUCUGCCUACCUAGGCGACCUCAACGUCCUCACUUCAUCAAGCGGGAUCUGCGGGCUCCUCAUCUUUUGCUGGUAUCGAAUCCACUCCAAUGCCGCGAUAAUCGUCUUCUCGGUGCUAUUCGGAAUGUUUUCUGGAGUGGUUGUCGGGAUGUUUGCCUCGACUUUGGCACAUACUGCGCCUCAUCCCAGCCAGAUAGGAACCUAUAUUGGCAUGGCAGUAGGUAUCUUGGGGGUUUCAGGCUUAACAGGCUCUCCGAUCAGUGGAGCUAUGAUCGCACACUACGGAGGAUAUAAUGAGGCCAUAGGAUUCAGCGGUGCUGUGACGAUGGCUGGAACUGCGCUGCUUGCUUGCGCUCAGUAUUCCAAAAUGUCAAAAUAGACUGUCAGGAUUCGCGCAGGCACAAGACACCAGUCCUGCGGGCAGCACCAAAGGGGGAAGAGGAGUUAUGUGGAAUGGCCCAUACUAAGGAAAGGGACAGGGCUGUGACUAGAAGAUGCUCUGCUGGAACAAGUUUGCGGGUGAAGAUACUAUAUUAGUUGGCUACUGGAAGGACAGAAACAGAAAGACGAUUUAAUACAAAGCGCCCUCUCCAAGACACACAGCGAGAAUAAGUGUUGUCAGUGCGUUUGGGGGCCAAACAGAAAACC
Exophiala viscosa is the source of this 2128-nucleotide messenger RNA. RefSeq names its product MFS transporter, MCP family, solute carrier family 16, member 10. The coding region runs from base 453 to 1859 and encodes 468 amino acids. The transcript is spliced from 3 exons. Gene Ontology annotation, molecular function: transmembrane transporter activity. Lineage: Eukaryota; Fungi; Ascomycota; Eurotiomycetes; Chaetothyriales; Herpotrichiellaceae. Gene Ontology annotation, cellular component: membrane. Gene Ontology annotation, biological process: transmembrane transport. The record is from RefSeq and is a predicted model, not a curated record.